CCCGCCAAGAACAGUAAACGAAUAAGAAAUAGAGUGUUUUAAAAGUAUUUCAAGUUGCAGUGCAAUCUGGUUAAAGCUGGGCAUAAACAUGAAGGGUCGGUCGCCGACGGGAAAGCGUCGUGGAUGUUUUCUUCUCAUCGUUCUCUUCGCAGUAAUAUUCUCAGCUUAUGUUGAGCAGGUAUUGAGUCUGCCUACUGAACCAGAAAAUCAAUGGCCCACUUUUCCACGAAGAAAUAUUGCUACUCUCGCAAAAAAUGGAUAUUUGAGGAAUUCCGGCGCUAAUAGCUACAAACGGAGCAUCUCAAUAUUGGCCAAGAACGGAAUGCUUCCAACGUAUCGAUCUCCUUAUGUGGGUACAGACAAACAGGAACACGAAGACGAAUCUCAAGAGAAAAGGAAUUUGGCUUCAAUUGCAAGACUUCGCAGUUAUUCGGCUAUGAAGAGAAACAUUCAAGCUCUGGCCAGGGAUGGCUACCGUAUGGGAAGGGGACAGUACAAUACUCAAAACAAUAAACGCAAUAUAGCAGCUCUCGCACGUAACGGACUUUUGCAUAAAAAAGACGAAAUUAAUGGCGACGAAUAUUACUUUCCAUUUUAUCAGAAUCCGAUUCCCCCUUUAUCGGAAAUCGAUGGGCCUUUUGAUAUCAACGAAAUGUAUGAUUUCCAGCAAACUAUUAAUCCUGAUAUGUUUCCGCCCCUUUCGCAAGUUGCCAAGCGUAGCGCUUUGGGUCCCGAAAACGACUACGCUGUUCUCAAAGACUUUGAAGACAACGCGUAUUUGAAGAAGGGCUCUGUAGGCUUGCCGGCUCAUGGUCUUUAUAGACCGUUGUACAGGGACCCAAACAUUCGCACCAAGCGAUACAUACUCUCUUUACCAGACUAUAUUGAGACAAAUAACAUCGAUGACAAAAACGAUAAUGAGAACGAAGACAAGCGUUCUGUCGGAAGCAUUCCACUGACGAGAAUUUCGGAAUUAGGGAAUAUUUCGCUGCUCCCGAAGUUGACUCAGCAGUCAAUUCAGACGACGCCGACGUACCGCCGCCGGCAGUACCUCCUCACUCGCACCCAACCGGCAGAAUCCUCCACCGACCGCUAAGCAAUGAUCUUCCAAACACCAACCCAUCUUUGCCCGCACCGCCGAUCUCUCCUCCGAACUUCAUUGAUGCUUUCACUAAAAACCGCUGGCAGCCAAUUACUAAGGAAUCUCCGAAAUUUUACUACUUCCGAUCGUUGAAAAUACCGUUACACUCCUCGGGAAAAAGAUACUUGUUACUUCCUGCUGUGG
Molecule: messenger RNA, 1285 nt
Organism: Bombyx mori (domestic silkworm)
Lineage: Eukaryota; Metazoa; Arthropoda; Insecta; Lepidoptera; Bombycidae
Gene: NPLP1
Product: neuropeptide-like precursor 1
Source: RefSeq, marked provisional